AUGCCGUACAUUAGCCAACGCUCACAGCAUCGGCGGAUCCUCUUUUACGGCCUUGUCCCUCUACUUGUCCAUCAGAUCGCCAUUAUUACCCUCAAUUGCGGCGUCACGUCUCCCCGUCUGCUAAGCGCUACGGGUAUCUUUGCUAAUUACGCACUAUUCUUCUUCUUGGCUGUGCGGCAGGACGGCCUUGCCAUCAAGUCUGUUGCUCGUCAAGUUGGAUAUCUUGACGGAGAUGUGCACCCGCGAGACCGCAUCCCCCGUGGAUCCAAAACGAAGGUGUUUUUGUCGUUGCCUGCAUUGAUUAGUCUUCGGACAGCAAUGACACUCGUUGUGGCUUACAAUCCAUCGUCACAGCCAAUCGGCAGUCUUAGUCGCCCAGGUUGGUGGGUUUGGUUGUUCUUCAACAUCAGUAUCUACUGCAUUAUUUUGGAUUUUUGGUAUUACUGCGCUCACCGAGCUUGUCACGAGAUUCACUCCUUAUGGAAGUUUCACAGCUUACACCAUACCACAAAGCAUCCUAUAAUGCGUCUCGCAUCUUAUGCAGACCUUGAGCAAGGGAUUUUUGAUAUAUGCGUGGCGCCAUUACUCGCGUAUCUUACAAUGCGCGUGGCGAAUAUACCUCUUGACUUCUACUCGUGGUGGAUCUGCCUACAAUAUGCGGCACACUCAGAAACUGCUGGUCACAGUGGGAUGCGCGCAUACUUGACGGCACCCCUGACAUUCUCGGGGGCCCUGCAGUCAUUAGGCGUGGAGAUUGUCAUUGAAGAUCACGAUCUUCAUCAUAGGAAGGGAUACAGGAAGACAUGCAACUACGGAAAGCAGUCACGGCUCUGGGAUCUUGUAUUUGGUACCCGAGGUGAGCGGCUUGAGACAAUUCCGGCUAAUUUAGAUUGGAAUUGGGGGAUAGAUCUGCCGCUCUUUGGGGCUUAUCAAGGGCAAGAUGGAAAAACAUGA
Fusarium mangiferae is the source of this 954-nucleotide messenger RNA. RefSeq lists its product as uncharacterized. The transcript has a single exon. Gene Ontology annotation, molecular function: C-4 methylsterol oxidase activity; iron ion binding. The record is from RefSeq and is a predicted model, not a curated record. Bases 1 to 954 code for a protein of 317 amino acids. Gene Ontology annotation, biological process: ergosterol biosynthetic process. NCBI's taxonomy places the organism in Eukaryota, Fungi, Ascomycota, Sordariomycetes, Hypocreales, Nectriaceae.